AUGGCUGAUGACUUGGGUCCUCACCAUAAGCACGAUCAAAGUGCGACGACAAACAUCUCCAGUAAUACUGGCGAGGUAGCUCCCGCCUACGAGAAAGAUGAAGUUGGAACACAAGAAAAAGAAGUCCCUCGUAAAGGAGGAAUUGAUCUCACUCAGCUAUCCGCCAACACCACUGGCGAAAUCCGAAAUCCCCUCGUCGGAAUCCCCAAACAUCAACUUCUCGCCGACGUCGAAACAUUUGCAAAUAAGCACAAUCUCACUGAUAUUCUCCCAAAUUUAAUCAAAGGAGCACUUGUUGCGCAAAGUCCUCAUCAUGCGGAUAAGAUUACUGAACUUGAUGAUGAGGAUCGAAGAGUUUUGGAGGAGGAAGUUACGCAUCGUUGGAAACAUCCCAAACAACUUUAUAUGACUAUUAUUUUGAAUUCCGUUGCUGCUGCUAUCCAGGGUUGGGAUCAAACAGGUGCCAAUGGCGCAAAUCUUACCUUUGGAGAUGCUUUAGGCAUCCCAGAUACAGGCCCUAUUUGCGAAGCUCAGGGUACUUGUGAUAAGAAUGCGUGGAUUAUUGGUGCUAUUAAUGCAAUGCCUUAUAUGGCUAUCUGUCUCUUCACCGCAUGGAUCUCCGACCCCGUAAACCAUUACAUCGGCCGUCGCGGUACCAUUUUCGUCGCAGCAAUCUUUUCUCUCAUCGCUCCACUUGGCAUGGGUUUUUCCCAAACCUACGGCCAACUAAUGGCUUGUCGUGUCCUCCUCGGUAUCGGAAUGGGUCUCAAAGAAGUAACUGUCCCCGUUUUCUCCGCCGAAAAUUCUCCCCCCAGUAUCCGUGGUGGUCUCGUCAUGUCCUGGCAAGUCUGGACCGCUGCUGGUAUUUUCCUCGGUACAUGUGCUAAUCUCGUGUUUGUGCAUUCCGGUGCAUUGGCGUGGAGAUUACAAUUUGGUUCUGCGCUUGUUCCUGCAAUCCCUCUUGUUAUUGGAAUAUAUUUCUGUCCCGAAUCGCCGAGAUGGUUGUUGAAGAAAGGAAAUGUAGCGAAAGCAUAUCGAUCGCUAUUACGUUUGAGAAAUUCGCCAUUGCAGGCUGCGAGAGAUUUGUAUUCCAUCCAGGCACAAUUGGACUAUGAGGAUCGUUUAUUGGAGCAGAGUGGAUUGGCGAAGAACGGAAAUAUGUUCACUAGAUUCAUCGAGUUAUUUACGGUGCCAAGAUUGAGGAGAGCAACGCAAGCGAGUGGUAUUGUUAUGAUUGCGCAGCAGAUGUGUGGAAUCAAUAUCAUUGCAUUCUACUCCUCUACCAUCUUCAAAAACGCAGGCGCAACAAUCAUCGGUGCACUUCUCGCCUCCUUCGGUUUUGGUCUUAUCAAUUUCAUCUUUGCGUGGCCCGCCGUCUGGACAAUCGAUACUUUUGGUCGUCGUACACUUCUCCUCUUUACAUUCCCUCAAAUGUUCUGGACUCUUCUCGCAGCAGGUCUUUGUUACUUCAUCCCACAAUCAUCUAAAGCACAUAUCGGCAUGGUAGCCUUCUUCAUCUACCUCUUCGAUAUUGCCUAUUCCCCCGGUGAAGGACCCGUUCCAUUCACUUAUUCCGCCGAAGUCUUCCCCUUAUCCCAUCGUGAGAUUGGCAUGUCCUGGGCCGUUGCGACCAACAAUUUCUGGGCCUCGGUACUCUCCCUUACUCUUCCACGCAUGUUAUCCGCUAUGAAACCACAAGGUGUAUUUGGUUUCUAUGCCGGACUCAAUCUCGUCGCAUUCGCAUUAAUCUUCUUUUUCCUCCCGGAAACUAAACAGAGAACGCUCGAGGAAUUGGAUUAUGUGUUUGCGGUACCGACGAGAACUCAUGCGAAGUUUCAGAUUCAGCAGCAGUUCCCUUGGUGGGCUAGGAAGUGGAUUUUGAGGAGAAAGGGGGAGGUGGAGCCUCAGCUUUAUAAGUUUGAAGAUGAGGUGUGGGUCGAGCAGGAAUUGGAUACGAGAGGUGUUAGUAGUGGGCUUGAGGUUGGCGGGCAGAAGAAAGAACUUGUUUAG
Molecule: messenger RNA, 2010 nt
Organism: Botrytis fragariae
Lineage: Eukaryota; Fungi; Ascomycota; Leotiomycetes; Helotiales; Sclerotiniaceae
Product: putative hexose transporter hxt11 protein
Exons: 7
Coding region: 1-2010 (669 amino acids)
Biological process (GO): transmembrane transport
Cellular component (GO): membrane
Molecular function (GO): myo-inositol:proton symporter activity
Source: RefSeq, a predicted model, not a curated record